AUGCACUCGAGUUCUGAUUCGGUCAACGGGAGUGGGAGUGGGAGUGGAGAGGGAGGAGGCUCGCUACCUUCGCUGAGUAGCUUCCUGGCCGACUCAAAGGCUGCAGCGCUGAAGCAUCUGCAAGGCGAGGAUGAAGAUGGAAGGCCCUUAGUGAUGAUCAUGGGCAAUGGAGCCGGAGACCUCGAUUCGCUCUCCUCGGCUAUCUCCCUCGCCUACCUCCUUACAAACUAUCCGCAUAGUUCUCUCCCCUUCGCCUCGCCCUUGCCGUCAAGCGAGGCUCGCUUUGUGCCUCUGAUCCAGACAGCUCGGACAGACACUCGUCUUCGGCCAGAGAAUGUCGCAAUCGCAGCAGCCGCCGGGAUCCGAGACGAGGACGUCCUCUACCUAUCAGAUCUCACUGAUCCUGCUUCGAAAAGCGGGCUGGGUCUAGACCCGAAGGAGGCGGACGCCUUCUCGUCUUCGAAGAACACGUACUUGGGUCUUGUCGAUCACCCACAGCUCGAGCUGCCCUGGCAUGGCUCUUCGCCCCGGAAUGUAUGCAUACUAGUCGACCAUCAUGCGGACGCGGGCAAGCAUAGGGACGCCAGCCUAAGAGUCUUUCGGGAGCCGGAGGGAGCAGCUGAUGGGAGGGGAAACCCUACUGGAAGCGCUCAGAGCGUUAUCAUUGAGCUGUUCAAAAAGGAGAUCAAGGCGAAGGGGAUGCUGAGGGAGCUCUCUGAUCUGGCUAUGGCUUCGAUACUGAUUGAUACGGACAAUCUACGACGUAUGCCGAGCGGUCGCGCUAGCCAGACCGAUAUGAAUACAAUGGAGCUGCUGUUGCCCUUCUCCUCCUUUGCCGCAACUUCAUCUGUGACUGGUCUGAGACAGGCCCUCCUCCAGCACGCUCCCGAGGAAGUAGCUUCUUCAGCCUCUGACUUCUCAUCCCUCUCAGUUAGUGGCUCGCAAGACACGGCUAGCAAGACCAAGGGUAUCUGGGAGAUCUUGGCCGCAAGCAAGAAUGCCGUCUCUCAUCUGACGACUCUCGAGCUGCUCAAGAGGGACUACAAAACUUCAUCUCUUUCCUCUUCGGACAUUCCCGAAUCAAUCGCCUCUCUCUUCCCUUCGCAGGAGCUGAAAGCCGGCUUCUCCUCUGUCAACCUCGGCCUUCCUGCUUGGCUACACCGAGGCGAAGAUAUGGGUAGGGAGAGUGAAAAGGAGAGCAGAAGAGCGUGGGACGAAUGGUGGAAAUCGCUGCAUCAGUGGAUGGAGAGUCAGAAGCUGAGCGUAGCCGUCGUGGGCACGAGCUUCUCUGACGAGGAGACUCAGAAGCACAGGCGAGAGUUGAUCCUCGCCUUUUCUCCUCCUCCCAACUUCCCAGACGCAGCCCGCUUCUUCAGCUCCGUAACGCACUACCUCGAAUCUCCCUCAACCUCUCCCCUCGACCUCUCCACUCCAUGGAAGGGAGCCCGUCUCCACUCUACGGGCAAGAAAGAACGAGUCUCUGGUCUGCGUUCGGGAUUGACAGUAGCUGUAGAGGGUGUACCGCAGGAGCGUAUUUGGGCACAGGUGUGGAGACAACAGGCGGUCAAGGCGAAUCGGAAAGUGUAUCUGCCGACGAUCAUGAGCGCUUUGCAGAAGGCGGCAAAGGCGGUAUAA
This is a messenger RNA of Microstroma glucosiphilum, 1635 nucleotides long. RefSeq lists its product as hypothetical. Gene Ontology annotation, cellular component: cytoplasm. The transcript has 4 exons. The record is from RefSeq and is a predicted model, not a curated record. The coding region runs from base 1 to 1635 and encodes 544 amino acids. NCBI's taxonomy places the organism in Eukaryota, Fungi, Basidiomycota, Exobasidiomycetes, Microstromatales, Microstromataceae. Gene Ontology annotation, molecular function: exopolyphosphatase activity.